Molecule: messenger RNA, 3250 nt
Organism: Zalophus californianus (California sea lion)
Lineage: Eukaryota; Metazoa; Chordata; Mammalia; Carnivora; Otariidae
Gene: KCNQ1
Product: potassium voltage-gated channel subfamily Q member 1
Exons: 17
Coding region: 63-1970 (635 amino acids)
Biological process (GO): potassium ion transport; transmembrane transport
Cellular component (GO): membrane; voltage-gated potassium channel complex
Molecular function (GO): voltage-gated potassium channel activity
Source: RefSeq, a predicted model, not a curated record
CCGCCCUCGCCGCAGCUCCCGGUGCCGCCGCCCGGCCGGCCCCCCGCGGGCCCUGCCUGACCAUGGCCGCCGCCUCCUCCCCGCCCAGGCCCGACAAGAAGCGCUGGGGCUGCGGCCGCCUGCCGGGCUCCCGGCGGGGCAGCACGGGCCUGGCCAAGAAGUGUCCCUUCUCGCUGGAGCUGGCGGAGGGCGGCCCGGCGGGCGGCGCGCUCUACGCACCCAUCGCGCCGCCUGGCGCCCCGGGGCCCGCGCCCCUCGCGCCCUCCGCCGCGCCCCCGACCGCCGCAGACCUUGCCGCGCGGCCGCCGGUGAGCCUCGACCCGCGCGUCUCCAUCUACAGCGCACGCCGCCCGCUCCUCGCGCGCACCCACAUCCAGGGCCGCGUCUACAACUUCCUCGAGCGCCCCACCGGCUGGAAGUGCUUCAUCUACCACUUUGCUGUCUUCCUCAUCGUCCUGGUCUGCCUCAUCUUCAGUGUGCUGUCCACCAUCGAGCAGUACGUCGCCCUGGCCACAGGGACCCUCUUCUGGAUGGAGAUUGUCCUGGUGGUGUUCUUUGGGACGGAGUACGUGGUCCGUCUCUGGUCGGCAGGCUGCCGCAGCAAGUACGUAGGCAUCUGGGGGAGGCUGCGCUUUGCCCGGAAGCCCAUCUCCAUCAUCGACCUCAUCGUGGUCCUGGCCUCCAUGGUUGUCCUCUGCGUGGGCUCCAAAGGGCAGGUGUUUGCCACCUCGGCCAUCAGGGGCAUCCGCUUCCUCCAGAUCCUGAGGAUGCUGCACGUGGAUCGUCAGGGAGGUACCUGGAGGCUGCUCGGCUCCGUGGUGUUCAUCCACCGCCAGGAGCUCAUCACCACCUUGUACAUCGGCUUCCUGGGCCUCAUCUUCUCCUCAUACUUCGUGUACCUGGCCGAGAAGGACGCCGUGAACGAGUCGGGCCAAGUGGAGUUUGGCAGCUACGCGGAUGCCCUGUGGUGGGGGGUGGUCACGGUCACCACCAUCGGCUACGGAGACAAGGUGCCCCAGACAUGGGUCGGGAAGACCAUCGCCUCCUGCUUCUCUGUGUUCGCCAUCUCCUUCUUCGCGCUCCCAGCGGGGAUUCUCGGCUCCGGCUUUGCCCUGAAGGUCCAGCAGAAGCAGAGACAGAAGCACUUCAACAGGCAGAUCCCGGCGGCAGCCUCGCUCAUUCAGACGGCCUGGAGGUGCUACGCGGCUGAGAACCCCGAGUCCUCCACCUGGAAGAUCUACGUGCGCAAGCCCGCUCGGAGCCAUGCACUGCUGUCCCCCAGCCCCAAGCCCAAGAAGUCUGUCAUGGUAAAGAGAAAGAAGUUCAAACUGGACAAGGACAAUGGGGUGAAUCCUGGAGAGAAGAUGCUCACGGUCCCCCACAUCACAUGCGAGCCUGUCUCUGAGGCACGGAGGCCGGACCACUUCUCCGUGGACAACUGUGACGGCUCUGUGAAGAAGAGCCCCAUGCUGCUGGAGGUGAGCACAGCCCACUUCGUGAGAACCAAUAGCUUUGCCGAGGACCUGGACCUGGAGGGGGAGACGCUGCUGGCGCCCAUCACCCACGUGUCACAGCUGCGGGAGCACCACCGGGCCACCAUCAAGGUCAUUCGGCGCAUGCAGUACUUUGUAGCCAAGAAGAAAUUCCAGGCUCCUGCUGCUGCCGCCAGAGGAAAUGAGCUCUGGAGAGAACGAGCGGAGAUGGUUUCUCCAGCGGGGCCCCAGGCCGCCCCUGACAGAGGCCUCCAGGAGUGCGGACCAGACCCGGGGGGACUAGCGGCUCCAAGGCGCGGAAACCCUACGACGUGCGGGACGUCAUCGAGCAGUACUCCCAGGGCCACCUCAACCUCAUGGUGCGCAUCAAAGAGCUGCAGAGAAGGCUGGACCAGUCUAUCGGGAAGCCCUCCCUCUUCAUCUCCGUCUCAGAGAAGAGCAAGGACCGCGGCAGCAACACCAUCGGGGCCCGCCUGAACCGGGUGGAAGACAAGGUGACACAGCUGGACCAGAGGCUGGUGCUCAUCACAGACCUGCUUCACCAGCUUCUCUCCCUGCACCAGGGCGGCCCCCCAGGCGGCCGGCCCCCCAGCGAGGGGGGGGCCCAGGCCCUGCGGCCUUGCAGCACCAUCAGCCCCGAGCUCUUCCUGCCCAGCAACACCCUGCCCACCUAUGAGCAGCUGACUGUGCCCCGCAGGGGCCCCGACGAGGGGUCCUGAUGGGGGCUUGGAGCCCCAGGCCUGUGAGGGCAGGGCCGGAGGGGCUGUUCAGCCUGGCCCACCUCCCACCCAGCAGGGGCACCCCACCCCACAGGUCGCCGGCAUCUCCUCGAAGGCCCAAGAGAGCAGCCCCUCCCUCCCAGGCCUCGGACCCCCCAGGGGCCACGCCGUCCUGAGAGCCUGCACUUAGAGGAGUCACCGAGGCCACCCUUCCAGCCAACGGGUACUAGAACUUGGCUGGGUUUGGGGGCCCCUCUCAGCUCUGAGACCAUGGCCCCCCACAUCAUUUGUAUGCCAGUUGGGACACAGUGGCAGGGCUCAGUCUAGACCCCCGGGGGGCCGGGCAUCCUAGGCACUUGGUCCAGCCCACAUAUGGUCAAGAAACAGCACAGGUGUGUGCAGGCCCACCCUGGUGGGCCUGGGGCCUUCCUCGGGGGGAGACAGAGGGCUGGUCAGGAGAGGGUCCACGGGUACCCCACCCUCAAACUCGAACCCAGGACCCGGGGAGGAGGCAGGCAGGGCAGGGCUGGCCCAGCCCGUGCCAAACCGAGGAUGCCCAUGAUCAAGGCCUAGCGGCCCCGCUCAGAGGGCCCCAGGCCUGGGCCGUGUUCUCCACCCCACAGAGACACCGGCUCAGAGGGCCAGGGCUGUGACGGAGGGGACCCUGAGGCUACCGCGUCCGGCAGGAGGGCCCGGCCCACCACGGUGCCCAGAGUGCUCCCUGGGGGUGGACUGUGCCCCACUGUGGACUGGCAGCUUCUCCUGCCCACCCCCUGCCCUGCGCGCGGCCCCCACCUCAGCUCCCCGCCAGGUCUGAGCAGCUAGAAAGACACACAGAACCGCCGCCCCGUCCCCGGCCGGGGGUGGGGUGGCAUAAGGGUGUCACAACCCCUGCACAAGACAGGGGCUGCUCCUGGGCGUCGCAUCUCACGGAAAUCAGAAUAAUUUGUGGUGAUUUGGAAUCUGUUUUAAUGAGCUUCACAGUGUGAUUUUGAUUCUUAAUUGUGGCGCUUUUCCUAAUAAACGUGGAGUCACGGA